Molecule: messenger RNA, 2352 nt
Organism: Laccaria bicolor S238N-H82
Lineage: Eukaryota; Fungi; Basidiomycota; Agaricomycetes; Agaricales; Hydnangiaceae
Product: argonaute-like protein
Exons: 22
Coding region: 1-2352 (783 amino acids)
Molecular function (GO): protein binding; RNA binding
Source: RefSeq, a predicted model, not a curated record
AUGCAGUUUCACGUGAGCCUUCCUCAGGCGAACGGAGGCCACAACCCGACGAAGCCACCAAAGGUCUACAAGAUCAAGCUUACGCUUGUCGCAGACAUCAAUCCCGAGGUCCUUGAGCGAUUCGUCAAUGGUCAACAGUCCAACGAUAAUACCGUUCUCACUGCCAUCAUGGCUUUGAACAAUGUGAUACGUCAAGAACCCAACCUCAACUAUCCUUUCAACGUUCGAUCCUUUUUCACAGAUCGGGAAAAGCGGGAUAUUGGCGGUGGCAUUGAGCUCUGGCGCGGAUACUCCCAAUCCGUCCGCCCUUCUAUCGGACGCUUGCUGGUUAACGUUGACAUUGCGACGGGUAUGAUGUAUAAGGAGGGUCCUUUGCUCAACUUAUGCAUGGACUUCUUGAGGGAUCGCGGCCUUCGGAGUAAUUCUCCGGACGCGCUUGCACCUCCUGGAUUUCCCGAUAGUGAACGUAUUCGCCUUCAGCGAUUCAUUACCGGAAUGCGCGUCAUCGUUGAAACAACGGGGAAUAGGAAGCGGGUUAUUAGGGGACUCUCCAAGGCCGGUGCUAAUCAGCUCAGUUUUACUCUGCGCGACGGCACUGUCAUGACGGUUGCCCAGUACUUCCAGCAGCAACUUGGGAGACCUUUGAGGUACCCUGGAGCCGUUUGCGUCGAGGUUGGUGCAAGCGCCCUCAUUCCACUUGAGGUCUGCAAGGUCCCGAAAGGCCAGAUAAUGCGCAAGCAGAUUCCCCCUUCAAAAACCAAGGACCUCGUCGAAUUUUCGACUAAGCGACCUGAAGAGCGCCUUAGAAGUAUCAUGGAGGGCGUAGAUAUGCUUCAAUACGGUCAAUCUCAAUACAUCCGCGACUUCGGGAUGACGAUUACCACAAACACGGGGCCUCUUGAAGUUUCUGCCAGGGUCUUGAAACCACUCAGCUUGAAGUACGGCGAAGGAAGCAAACAGGCCGUAGUGACUCCGAAAGGUGGGGCCUGGAACAUGGUUGACAAACGGUUCUAUGCGCCAGCAGCCAUCAAGGCGUGGGUUAUCCUCAUCUAUGAAUCGGAAAGGCGGUUUUCGUCUAGAGACUGCCAAGACAUGAUCAAAGGCUUUCUUCAUGCUUGUGACGACGUUGGCAUUAAAGUGGAAGUGCGCGAUCCAAUUGUCAAGUAUGAGAAUGGGCAGGGCAACAUUGCAACGCAUUUUGACAAUAUUGGCAAACAAUGUGUUGCCAAGACAAAAUUUCUCCCAACACUGAUCGUCGCGGUGCUACCAGACAACGUGGGUGACCUUUAUAGCACCAUUAAACACCACGGUGACAUCAGGUUUGGCGUUGCGACGCAGUGCCUCAAGAGCCAUAAAUGCUCCCGCGCCAAAGAACAGUAUUGGAAAAACGUCAUGCUUAAAGUGAAUGUCAAACUGGGCGGAAUAAAUGUUGUACCAUCAUCCACCGAGCUCAGUGAUCCAGCCAACCCAACCAUCGUCAUAGGUACGCCCAGCGCAAUCAUCGCAAGCAUAUUAACAUUCUGUCUCUCAGGCGCUGAUACCGCUCAUCCGGCGCCUGGUGCACAUGACCGCCCAUCGUUUACAUCCGUCGUCGCUAACGUUGAUUCAAACGUCGCAAAAUAUGUCGCUAGUACUCGAGUUCAGAAGGGCCGCCAGGAGAUAAUUACUGAUCUCAAAGAGAUGUGCAAGGAUGUACUGAAGUUGUACGGGAAUUAUCAAGAGAAGAUGGAAAAGAAGGCCCCGAACGCCUGCAAGCCCAAGCGGCUUAUCUUCUAUCGAGAUGGCGUUUCCGAGGGCCAAUUUGGGCAUGUUCUUUCGCAAGAGCUUCCUUUAAUCCAAGAAGCCUGCCGGGAACUGGGAAUGUCCCCCAAGAUAACAUUGAUCGUUGUGGGGAAGCGUCAUCACAUUCGUUUAUUUCCACAAGAACAAGCGGAUCGAAGUGGUAACUGCCCGGCGGGAACCGUCGCUGACCGAGGCAUCGCCCACCCAACGGAAUUUGAUUUUUAUCUCCAAAGCCAUGGAGGCCUUCUCGGCACCAGUCGUCCUGCCCACUAUUCUGUACUUCAUGAUGAAAAUAACUUCAAUUCCAAUACUCUCCAAGCCUUUUCGUUUGCACUUUGCCAUGUCUACGCACGCGCCACGCGUUCUGUUUCCAUUCCUGCUCCAGUGUAUUAUGCUGACAUCGUCUGCGCACGGGCGAAGAACCACUACGAUCCCGAAGGGAACCUUGACUUAUCCGAGUCGGCAACAGGGACGGUCGACUCCGACCGCCGCGAUGCAACCCUCGAAGCAUUCAAGAAAGGCUUCAAGCAGGUUCAUCAAUAUCACCGAAUGCGAAUGUAUUUUUCUUGA